AUUAUAUAUGAAUCAGGAAAAUCUAUCAUCAUCUUUAAUCUAGAAAUAGAUAAUGAAUGAUAAAAAGGAAGUGAUGUCAUAAUUAAGCAAGUUACAAGAUGGUUUAAAUAAGAUGAAAACGAUAUAUUAAGGACCAAUUAAAGGAAAUGAGGAGCAAUCGAAAUUUAUUUCUGAAAAUAAAAAAUUUUUAGAAGAAAAAGUGGAGCCCAAAAUUUAGAUAUUGACAAAAUAAUUGCAACUUUAUGAAACGAAAGUAAAUCAAAUUGUGGACUUUCAACUUUAAUAGGCAGAUAUAAAAUAUUGUAUCAAGUGAUUAUUAACCAUUAGAUUACCAAGAAUUUGAUACAAAAAUGCAAGAGUUCUAUGACUUUUAUAAAAUCAUUUGGGCUUAAGUGUUCUACUUUGUUGAAAGAAGAAGAGUUUUAUUGAACUAAGAUCCUGAGAAAAAACAAUAGUUGGUUUAAAAAUUAUUGUAAUGAAAGCAAUCACAAAAUAUCAUUUUAUUG
This is a messenger RNA of Paramecium octaurelia, 506 nucleotides long. Lineage: Eukaryota; Ciliophora; Oligohymenophorea; Peniculida; Parameciidae. The record is from the annotation of a GenBank genome assembly.